Messenger RNA from Anopheles darlingi, 1020 nucleotides. RefSeq lists its product as uncharacterized. The transcript is spliced from 2 exons. Lineage: Eukaryota; Metazoa; Arthropoda; Insecta; Diptera; Culicidae. The record is from RefSeq and is a predicted model, not a curated record. Bases 1 to 1020 code for a protein of 339 amino acids.
AUGGUGUUUUCGCCAUUAUUACCCAACGUCGCUGGCUUGCCAUAUGCUGACGAUUUUCCUUACCAUGCCUACCGACCACCUACAUCGGGCCCUAGUGCUGAGCAGAAGAUGCUGCUAAGAAUCUCAGACUCUACUUCGUCUAUCAAAGGUAGUGGUAUCGAAAGUGCUAGCAAUACGCGUGACAAUCGCAAGGAUGAGGCGUUUGGCGAAGCAGGCAGUAUCAAUUCAGCAAAGGAUGCCGUCCGCUUCCAUCAACUUGACAAUUAUUUAGAUGGACAUAGAUUGCUCGACGCAAGUAAGGGCUCGGCCGUCGAUAAAAUGAAGCACCUAUCCGGUGAGAACUUCGAAACAGACAAAUCACAUAACCGGAAGUACAUCAAAUCCGGUUUCUCUAAUACGUACCACAAAGAUGAAAAUGGUAGUAAAAGUUCAUACUAUGAGGAUUCGGAUGAUAGAGGCGGCAAGCAGGUGUACGAUAACCGACACAAUUUUAGAAACGAUCAUCUAGAUAAGCUCUAUAACCAAGAACACCGUAAAGAUUACCUGCGUGAUAAUUAUGAUAAUAAGCGGGCUGAAAGCGAUUUUCAAGGUACCCACAAUAUUCAUAGAGCUGCGGCUCUUAAUCGUGGCAACACGUACGGUUAUCGAGAUGGAUACAUGCAAGGCGAUCAUAAUGAUCAACGCCGUGGUACCACGAGGUCUUACGGUACCUACGAUUACUAUCCACACGCAACUUACCAACCCUAUCAACGACAAUCUUAUUACUAUGAGCCUCGACCUUCGUUUCCAUUGACUCCGCUCCAGUCGGUGCCGAUUACAAUCUACGAUGAUUUACGUGAAUUCAAACCGUACGUGGCGUCGAAUUAUUAUCGUACGCAACAAUACAUGAUACCCCGUGAGGAUACACGUUCCGGUGAUUAUCUGGAGGAUUUCGGCGAACGACGCCGACUCGUAUACAAGGAUAAUUCACCACCACCGCUACCACUGUCCUCUAUGCCAUAUGGCUACCGGAGAUACUAA